AUGCGAGGAAGUAUCGCGGUAUCCGGCGCCCUUCUCGUCUUCAGCUUGUUCUUAAUUUGUGGAGAGGCCAAAAGGAAGUGCCCGAUCGUAGCCAAGGUGUGGAAGGUGACGAUAACGCAGACGUGCGAUAGCCACUGCAAGGCUCGCUACGGGACCGUGGAACUUCCGGAGGAGGGAGAGAUCCCCGUCACGAACGGGAGGUGCUUGUUCUGGAUCUGCUGGUGCGUCGCCAACAAAAAGCUCAAUCUCAGCAAGAAAGAGAAAGCCUUUUUCAUAGCCAGCGGUCUUAUCAAGCAGAAGCGUAAACUCGUAAAUGCGAUAAAGAGUAGAAGGGGCGUGAAACUUCGCGUUCUUCGUUCGAGCAGGUCCCGAUCAGGAUCAGGCGCAUCUAAGGAUGGGACGUUCGUUCUGGCGGAGGAGUUUCCAGGGGGCACUUCAUCGGACACCAAGGACGACGCUGUCAAAAAGGCUCAAAAGUUACUCAAAGAAUCCUCGACGAGCAACGGUCACGUGAAGAACUCCGAAAACCCUCAGGCAGUUCUCGAGAGAGCAGCAAGCUCAGGAGGAAGCCAGUCCCCCGCACAUCUUGAGAGGAGUCCGAGUUCGGGGGCCACACCCCCCGCGAAGCACCUGGAAGAUGCGCAGAGUAUGCAAUCGUCCGUAUCGCGUCUGGAAACGGCGCCGACCCCGGCACAGACGGAGACGGCGCUCCCAAGAUCAGGGAGUCGCUCCGGCCCUAAGCACGGUGACUUUGUUGUACACAAUCAUGUCCAUCUUGAGGGUUAUGCGGAACCCCCAGUUCUUAAUAGAUUACUGGGCUGCAAAAUGAAGAGCAAUCCCGAAGCGGAUCCAGAAUGCAACCGGAGAUGUGUAAAGGAAUGGGGGAAAUACGAAUACCCUAUAAAAGAAAAUAAAAUGAUAAAGGGCAUUGAAACUGAAGUAGUAAGACAAAUUAUACUGCCAAUUGCUUCGGGUCGUUGCAACAAGGUGCGUUUGUGUGUUUGCUCCGUUCACGAAGAUAUGCAUCAAAAACUUAUCAACUGGAAUGGCGGCCCCGAGAUCGAAGGUCAUUCGUACUGGGUUUGUGAGAAAAUAAACAAAUUGUACAGGCCGCUGCUCGGAAGCGGCAGGAAUAUAUGCUUGGUGGUGAACGAAACCGAUUUUCGAAGAAAAAAAAGAUGGGGAUUGUUUUGACGACGGAUGAUAAUUUAGUUUGAACCUAGUUGGUAGUGUUAAUUAGAGUAGGUACCUUUAUAGACAGAGUAUGGCCAUUUCUGUUCCGGUUUUUCAUUGGUCGCGAGCGAAUAGGCUGACACGAUGCUCUUAGAGCCGUAAAUAAACAAACAAGAUGGCCGUU
Molecule: messenger RNA, 1357 nt
Organism: Bemisia tabaci
Lineage: Eukaryota; Metazoa; Arthropoda; Insecta; Hemiptera; Aleyrodidae
Source: RefSeq, a predicted model, not a curated record